GGUUGAUUGGGAAUUGUGGCGGGUGGCUGAUGCAGCAGAGUUGGUAUAUUACGUCAGCAGACAGCUCUGGGCUGUUUGCCGUGGGCGGUAACCUUAUCCCAUUUCCACCUCCAUUACUCUAAAUAACUCUUACAUUUCGCCAUUCAGAGUUUCCUUUUGUCCAUUUAUCUACCCACAUCACCAUCAAGAGCACUCCUCAUAUCAUCUUUGCCAUACAUAAAUAGAUAGAUAUCUAGAUACUUCCCCCCUCGAACUCCAAAAAUGGGUUCAGAUCCCCAGUACGCUUCCUAUCCAAACCUACUUCUCUCCCAACACAUAUUCACCCUCCGCACUCCCUCGCUAUCCGCCCAUUACCCUACCGCAAACAAGGCCCUCACCGCAUCCAUCAAAGAGGCUUCUCAGGCCCCUCUCUAUCGAUACCUUGCUCAUCCUACCGAUGGAAUACUAUCCAGUAAGAUCGUUUGGGACGAAAAGUACUAUGAGGAGUUGAAGAAGAGCAAUGAUGAGGAAUUGGAGGUACUCGAUACGGAGAUCAAGGAGAGUGACGAGAAGGCGGGGGAGUCGGAGGUUGUGGAGGCUAUGGGGAAGAAGGCUGAAUUUUUUGCGAGGGUUGUGGAUAAGGAGAGAGCCCUUGCUGCCUAUGAAGAACUUUACAUCAAGACUCCCACUUUGGGUGCUAAGAUCGAUAUUGUCCUUGCCAUCAUCCGUAUGGAGAUGUUCUACGAUGAUAAAGUCGGGGUUAAGAAGAGCGUUGAGCGUGCUAGACGCCUUAUUGAUACCGGUGGAGAUUGGGAUCGUCGAAACCGUCUAAAGUCUUACACGGGAUUGCAUCUUCUCUCUUGCCGCCAGUAUGCCGAGGCCGCACCACUACUCCUCGAUUCACUUUCUACCUUUACAUCGAUAGAGAUAUGCUCUUACUCUACACUUGUCCUAUACGCCGUUCUUGCCGGCACAAUCUCUCUUAAUCGUGUUGAUUUUAAGGCCAAGGUUAUCGAUUCGGCGGAGGUCCUUGCUGAUACCGAGGGUUACUCCUCAUUGGAAAGCUUGGUUAACAGCCUAUAUCUCUGCGAGUACAAGGGCUUUUUUGUCGCGCUUGCGGAUGUGGAAGAGCGCUUCUUGAGUAGGGAUCGCAUUCUAGCGGAGCAUAAGGCCUGGUACGUCCGUGAAAUGAGACGAAGAGCCUAUGCCCAACUCCUAGAGUCAUACCGUGUCGUUGGCUUGGAAAGUAUGGCGAACGCCUUCGGCGUGUCAGUAGAAUGGCUGGACCGAGAUCUCUCCAAGUUCAUCCCCUCGAAAAAGCUAAACUGCACAAUCGACCGUGUCAACGGUGUCAUCGAGACAAAUCGCCCUGACGACAAGAACCGGCAGUACCAGGAUGUUGUCAAGCAGGGCGAUCAGCUCCUCACGAAACUGCAGAAGUUCGGUCAGGCGGUUAGGCUGAGGGGGAGCGAGAGGGCUUAAAUGCAGUUAGUUGAUUAAUUAGACUCGGGGGGCUCCCUGUAGGUCGGUAUAGGUCUACUGAUGGAUGAAAAAUCUUAUUAAAUAAACGGGAUUGUAUAUCGCUGCUGGGAACUUGUAAUUUGGCUUUGCGAUGUGUAAGGUUACUGAAUGUCGUGGUUUGAGAGUGAUUUGUGCUUGAUAUCUCCAGCCCUAUAGGUAGGGUACAACUUUAUAAGUCUGAUAUAGUAUUGGGCCUCUUUUCAUACUGUACGAGUACUGUGGGAAAUUUAGUUUCCUACAAUGGUUCCGUUCCCUU
Tuber melanosporum (Perigord truffle) is the source of this 1756-nucleotide messenger RNA. RefSeq lists its product as uncharacterized. NCBI's taxonomy places the organism in Eukaryota, Fungi, Ascomycota, Pezizomycetes, Pezizales, Tuberaceae. Gene Ontology annotation, biological process: proteasome-mediated ubiquitin-dependent protein catabolic process. The transcript has 5 exons. The record is from RefSeq and is a predicted model, not a curated record. Gene Ontology annotation, cellular component: proteasome regulatory particle. The coding region runs from base 262 to 1461 and encodes 399 amino acids.